UUAAAUUACAACAUCUCCGCAAAAUUCCGGCCUGACAUCCCUGAAACCUUGAUCGAGUUACGCCAAGUGUGAUUCACUGUUCACGCAACCGAGCUGUGUCUCGGCGAAACUGGGCAAAUCGAAUCGCGGGGUAAAACCAACGGAGGAAGACAGACUCAUGUGAUUCCGCUGAGUCACCGUGCACACCUGAUAUUGAACCGAAACUGAAGAGGAUCGACAUUGAAAAAAAAACCUCUAACCGGGAGGGAGCUGGCUGAUCGUUACUGCUGACCAGUGUGUGCUACAGUCUCCUAAGUAGGAGACCUUUCUCUGUAAAGGAGAGCAUUUCCGGGAUCACAAGCUGGAUAUCGACGAGAAGAUCAUGGCAAUUCAUCCACGCAGGGUACGAUUGAAACCGUGGUUGGUGGCCCAAGUGGAUAGUGGUCUUUUCCCAGGUCUAGUUUGGCUCCAUCGGGAAAAUAAACGUUUUCAAAUUCCUUGGAAACAUGCAACUCGUCACAGUCCACCUCAAGAGGAAGAAAACACUAUUUUUAAGGCAUGGGCAGUGGAAACUGGGAAGUAUCAAGAAGGGAUUGAUGAACCAGAUCCAGCCAAGUGGAAAGCACAGCUUCGUUGUGCACUUAACAAAAGUCGGGAAUUUAAACUAAUUUACGAUGGAACCAAGGAGGUUCCGAUGAAUCCUCUUAAAAUCUACGAAGUGUGUGAUAUCCCACAGAGCAGUGGUAUACACAGCAAUCCAGGAUCGGUACCAUGGGAGGAAAAUCUAGAUUUGGACGAUGAGGAUGAUGAGUUGAGCACUUCUCAGCCUCAGGUUAAAAUGCAAGAAAGCUUUCCAUUUUCCAGUUCGAAUGCCUCUCCGAUAGCCGCAGCAAAUGUGACUAGCUGCUCUCCAAAUGAGUGGAUAAAGACUGAGCCAGAACAGGUUGAUCCACACUUACCGGCUGAGAUAAUCAGCACUCCAGAAACCUGGAUCAGCUCCCUGCCCAUGACAGACUUGGAGAUCCAGUUCCAGUACCGAGGAAAAGAAUUGGGACCUGCUUUAAACGUCAGCAAUCCACAGGGAUGCCGUCUCUUUUAUGGUGAUCUGGGUCCAAUGCCAAACCAAGAGGAGUUAUUUGGUCCAGUUUCCCUUGAACAAGUGAAGUUUCCUGGAACAGACCAUAUUUCAAAUGAAAAGCAACGUCUUUUUACAAAUCGCCUGUUAGAUGCGAUGGACCGAGGACUCAUCCUAGAAGUGAGUGGUCAUGCCAUCUAUGCCAUCCGGCUGUGCCAGUGUAAGGUGUAUUGGUCAGGACCCUGUGCAAAUGGAAAUAAUACCCCACAUGUCAUAGAACGGCAGAAGAAAGUCAAGCUGUUUUGUUUAGAAACAUUCUUGAGUGAUCUGAUUGACCUUCAAAGAGGACAAAGUAAUAAAGUACCACCUUUUGAGAUUUACCUGUGCUUUGGGGAAGAGUGGCCAGAUGGCAAGCCUAAGGAAAGGAAACUAAUCAUGGUGCAGGUUGUGCCUGUUGUUGCACGGAUGAUUUAUGAGAUGUUCACUGGUGAAUUCACACGUUCUUUUGACAGUGGCAGUAUCAGGCUGCAGAUCUCGACCCCAGACAUUAAAGAUAAUAUUGUGACUCACCUGAAGCAACUCUACCAUCUGUUGCAAACAAACCAAGGACAUGAGCCAUGGCAAAUUCAACCUCCAAACCUGCACAUGGCACAACCCCUGCCAACCCAGUAACAUACACUUUCAUCCUCUCCAGCAGAAUUGUUAAUUUUGAUGGAAAUGCCACAGUGAAUGUAAAAUAUUAAUUGCAAUUUAAUAUAUAUUAUAUAUACAUAUGUCUAAUAAGCCUGCUCUAUUUAGUGCUGGUACAAUUUGAGAACAGAAGUGUAAUUGUAACUGAUUAAAUUGUUUAUUUUAAAGAAAUUGACCUCCAUAAAUUCUCUUAUGGUUUUGUUCCCCAUAUGCCUAAUCUUAAAGCUGACAGUCGCAAGAUGAAAAAUGUGGAAUUUCCCAAGCUCUGAGAUUUUGUAGAAAUUUAAUCACAAUGCUGAAUCGAUUUCCCAUUCUUAUGAAGAGAUAUUGAGGUUGUAAAAGGUGUGACAAUGUCCUAAAGUGCCUGUUGAGGUGUAAUUACUGUUGUAAUUUUAAAGUCUUGGUACAUCCAUUGUUGAACAGUGACCAUUAAGGUACUGAAAUGACCAUCAAAGGUGUUUUUUAGUGAUAGAUUCCAAAGCUUAUUUCACUUUAGAAAGAUGCCCAAUGUUUCCAAACAUAGUCCUGUGUUUCAGUCAUGUAUUUUUGUGAGCUAACAUUAGAACUCGCUAGCCCUUGCUAACCAUUUGCUGGCAUCAAAAAGUUUUUAAAACAAUAAUGAUAUUACACUGACAUUGAAAAUAUGGAAACUAUUUAAUCUGGCUGAUCUGGUACCACAAAAAUUUAGAAGAUUUAAAAUCUGUUCAACUCACUGAUUCAAGAAAAUGUUUGUUUGGGUUCUGUAUUAUAACAUCAUAGAAUCCAUUUUUAAAUUCUGGUAUGGAUUCUAUGUAAAUGACUAAUUCUUUGAGGUAAAUAUUCCUGAUUUAACUUAUGUUGAUUUUUAUACAAAAACAAUCAAUGCAUUACUUUGCAAAUGACACUAAACUGGAGUUUAGAAUGGGUGGUGGUAGAUAGUUAAAGUUGGCAUGAAGCACAACUUAUUAUUUCAGCUACAGAUAAUUUUAUUGUUGAUCAAGUUUUUAUGCAAGUCAAUCCAAAUAAUAUUGAGAUGUUAAUUUGCAUAAGGUCUAUGGUGCCAUUUAAUUGUUGUAUGUUUGCAGAACUGCAUCCUGAGCUGUAUUAAACUGCAAUUCAAUUUUCUAUGAUACAUGUUCUACUGUGACUGGUUAAAUAUAAUUUAAGUUAUUUGGAA
Hemiscyllium ocellatum (epaulette shark) is the source of this 2900-nucleotide messenger RNA. RefSeq names its product interferon regulatory factor 6 (gene irf6). Gene Ontology annotation, biological process: regulation of transcription by RNA polymerase II; immune system process. The record is from RefSeq and is a predicted model, not a curated record. Gene Ontology annotation, molecular function: DNA-binding transcription factor activity, RNA polymerase II-specific; RNA polymerase II cis-regulatory region sequence-specific DNA binding; protein binding. The transcript is spliced from 10 exons. The coding region runs from base 362 to 1726 and encodes 454 amino acids. Lineage: Eukaryota; Metazoa; Chordata; Chondrichthyes; Orectolobiformes; Hemiscylliidae. Gene Ontology annotation, cellular component: nucleus.